CCAAUGCAAAUGAGCGAUUCGGCCUCGCUCGUUACCACUUGCUUCAUUCCCUCUUGUCCAAAGUGCAUUGCUAGUCCCUCUCUAGAUGCUCAGCUCGGAGAUCUGGGUUUACUAAAUCCAGAUGAAAGUCACUGGUAGCGAUGCUGUCCCUCAGAAACCAAGAAAAAAGCCCGGAAGGGCUCCUGUUAGUUGUGCGGAAUGUCGGCGGCUGAAAAUGAAAUGCGACCGCGGAAACCCGUGUGAAAACUGUACGAAGCGUGGCUGCGCAUUAAUCUGUCCAGACGGUACACUCACUACAGGGAAACAUAACAAGUAUCGUCUCAAGUACCGCAGUCAUGAUCUCCUUUCUGAUAUGCAAUGCAUCAGGAUGAUUCUGUCAAAUACAGAGGAGCUACAUGACAAGAUUGAAUCCCUCCUGGAACGAAUCCGGUUGCUCGAGGAUGCUCUGAGGACUCUGCAAGCAUCUGUCUCCACCCAGCCUCACCCUUUACUAGCUGCUCCGACAACGGAGAGCGUCUUAUCGACGAUACAUACUACCGCGCAUCAGACUGCCCCUGCACAGCAGCGCCCGACGCCAGCCGAAGACGAAGAGGAUGAUAUAAGUGAUUCCUUCGGUACAUUGUCGAUCGGAUCCGACGGUGAAACAAGUUAUCUAGGUCAAACUGCACGAGCUGAUUAUUUACUAAACGACUCUGACAGUGAUGACGAACUUGAAGCUGGCCGUCUGCCGAGUUCAUUCUACAAUUUCUGUUGGCCGGAGUGUCCACCUCCUGACAACUCAAUUGAAGAGACUGUCCUGACCUACUUGCCUGAUCAGAACGAGGCAUACGCAUUAUCCGACGUCUACUUAAGUCUGUCGGACUGGUUAGGAUUUAUUGUACCUCGAGAAAUGGUUCGAGAGGACUUCAUUGCACACGUAUACCAUCUUCCCAAUAGACCUUGGGCCGACACGAUACCUACAUGCCCCCACAGACUUGCUCUUCUGUUUUCUAUAUUUUCCCUCGGUGCAUUGUUUGAUCCUGCACAAGGUCCAAAUAAUGUACAAUCUGAUGACUACUAUCAUCUCGCUCGUGUAGCUCUGUCUUUCAAGUCAGCUGUACUAGAGACAACAACAUACUCGGUCUUGGCUAUUGUACAUAUGGCGUAUAUAUUAUUUCUUCGAGAUAAUCCUCAAGAACGCGAGCAAGGGUGGAUGAUUCUUGGAGUCGCCAACAAGUUAGCAUUAAGUAUGGGGCUACAUCGAGAUAGCUGCCGAUGGAAGUUGACAGAUGGAAUCAGCGAGAAUAGACACACAACGUUUUGGCAAUUAUACGUAGUUGAAACAAUAGCCAGUCUACAAUUCGGGCGUCCCGCAUCCCUAUGCGACAGCAUGAUCGAAUCCCCGAUUCCGAAGCAUAUUAAUUCGCAGCGAGCUAUCUCUCCCGAUGGACGCCCAAAUUACAUCCCGUGGCUCAUAGAGUUGGUGCGCUUGGCGAGACGUAUAAUCUCGGAAACAUCUGGUGCAAAGAGAAAAUCCUAUUCUUCCUUCCUUGAGCUCGAUUCUAAAUUACGACAGCAUGCGGAAUAUGAUUUUCAGCCCUACGAAUAUGCAGGACAAGAUGAGGAUCCGACGGUUGAAAGGAUGAGAUGGUGCAUUGAUUACUGCAAGGACAUUAUGCUAUUACAUGUUCACCGGGGAUUCAUGCUCGAAGCAUUGACAGAACGUAUGCAGGGUAAAUCACCGAGCAAAUACGACCUAUCGGUACAAACUUGCUUCGAUAGCUCAUUUCGACUGAUCGAGAACAUGCUAUGGAUUACGGAAAAGUAUCCCCAUCUUUCGUCGAGGAUGACCGGGUGGCAUGGGACGUUAAUUUCGUCAGCCGUCAUCAUGUGUGUCCUUAUAAUGCGGUGUCCGACAUGUGAGAUUGCCCGCCCUGCGAUGGAAAAGCUGGAUAGCGUACACGCAAUUUUCCAGAAAAUAUCAAAUCUGAAUCCUGCUGCGAAGAAAAAUCUGCAAAUAACCCGAAGACUCCGAACCCUAGCUCGUUCUGCGUUUGAUACUCCGAGAUUGACUAGCCACGGCUCGACGUCUCUUCAGACACCACAUCCUGUAUCUCUAGAGGAGCUAUCCGCAUUGGAACGUAGCUGUGGUAAAACGCAACUUCGAACAAAGAAGGAGAGGAACAUCGAAGCAUCCGUUCGGCGACGGCGUCGAGACGUUCGAACGACUCUGUCGCAAGGCCAGGAACAGUUGACGGAACAACAAUGGGCUACCGAACGUGCAAACAAGAGUGGAGAAGCACCUGUCCCUGGCAGUUCGGGCCCAUCGAGUUGGCGUGAUGACUCUAUGCGAUUUGGAUUUUCUAGUGCAGGAGAUGCUGUGGGCGCACCGUUUGGGACUGGGAUAGAACCAUAUUGGUAUAGUUUUAUGCAGCAAGUAGGGUUCUGAGCUAUUAUGCGUAUUUUUU
This is a messenger RNA of Fomitiporia mediterranea MF3/22, 2447 nucleotides long. RefSeq lists its product as uncharacterized. NCBI's taxonomy places the organism in Eukaryota, Fungi, Basidiomycota, Agaricomycetes, Hymenochaetales, Hymenochaetaceae. Gene Ontology annotation, biological process: DNA-templated transcription; regulation of DNA-templated transcription. The record is from RefSeq and is a predicted model, not a curated record. Bases 122 to 2428 code for a protein of 768 amino acids. The transcript is spliced from 18 exons. Gene Ontology annotation, molecular function: DNA binding; zinc ion binding; DNA-binding transcription factor activity, RNA polymerase II-specific.